AUGGGGGACACGUUCAUCAGGCACAUAGAGCUGCUGGGCUACGAGAAGAGGUUUUUCCCCAGCCAACAUUAUGUAACCCCAAAGUGGUUCGACGGGCAGCGGUCGACGCAGAACAGGCAGGGCACGCUGGCCGAGUACUGCUACGGGCUGGUGAACCUGCCGCACAAGAUCUCGCGCUGCGGGCACGUCGUGAGCUUCUUCAGGGUGCGGCCGGACGACACGAGCCCCGUCACGGACAGCCAGAUCAAGAAGCCUGAGGUGUUUCUCCUGCCAAAGGACUCCAAGAAAAACCCCACUGACAUCACGGGUCCCAUUGUCCUGCAAACAUACCGGGUGAUUGCUGACUACGAGAAGAGCUCCAGGUCCGAGAUGGCUCUGAAAACGGGGGAGAUGGUGGACGUCGUGGAGAAGAGCGAGAGCGGCUGGUGGUUUUGCCAGUUAAAGAAUAAGCGGGGCUGGGUGCCAGCUGCCUAUCUGGAGCCCAUGGAUGGUCCUGAUGAAUCUGAAGAGCAGGAGCCCAACUAUGCAGGGGAGCUCUACAUCGUGCAGAAGAGCUACACAGCCAGCGAGGAGGACGAGCUGACUCUCAAGGAGGGUGAUACUAUAGAAGUCAUCCACAAGCUACUUGAUGGCUGGUGGGUCAUCAGGAAGAAUGAAGCCACGGGUUUCUACCCCUCCAUGUACCUACAGAAAUCUGGGGAGGAGAACAGCCCUGUGAAGAGUGAGCUGAGGAACCGCAGCGCUCCUCCGCGGAGAUCCACUAUUCGCAACGUGAGGAGCAUCCACAAGCAGAGCCGCAAGCAGAUCAGCCAGGAGACCUACAGGCGCAACAGCAGGAAGUACAUCCAGAGCCGGAGAAAUAUGAAGGGCAAUUUCAAGGAAAAGGCCAAUGUUAUCCUUGAGAAAAAUGAGCAGGAAGAAAACAGGUCCAAGGCUCAACCUGCUGUUCCUCCCCGGCCCAGCAAAGACCUCAUCAUGAACCGCUGCACAGAGAGCACCAGGAGGAAGAUCCUGUGAGGCUCCCCCACGCUGAGCAAGUAGACGCUUU
Tinamus guttatus (white-throated tinamou) is the source of this 1048-nucleotide messenger RNA. The record is from RefSeq and is a predicted model, not a curated record. Lineage: Eukaryota; Metazoa; Chordata; Aves; Tinamiformes; Tinamidae.